Messenger RNA from Cuscuta campestris, 2005 nucleotides. The record is from the annotation of a GenBank genome assembly. Lineage: Eukaryota; Viridiplantae; Streptophyta; Magnoliopsida; Solanales; Convolvulaceae.
GGCGAGGGGUCAGGCCCAGUGCGCCUCUUCCGUGGGCCCGUCCAGGAACCUGCGGGAUCCAACGGGUUUUCAUCACGAGGGCUUGUGUAUUAUUGUUAUUACUUAACCUGAUAGGAAAUCUCCUUCCAGAAAGGAGAUGAGUCAAGCUCCCGAGCAUGGACAAGUUGGUCCUCAGGGAGAACAGGAGCACGUGAGUGUGCAUAUCGAGGCGUCUAGCUUCACACCGCAGCACGAAGUUCUGGAGCCGCAGGUUCCACAACCGAAUGCUGUGCCACAAGCGGUUCCUUAUUUGCAGCCGCAAAUUGCAGCCAACAUGCUCCAGUUCCUCCAGCAGAUGGCCGGGGCGUAUGUACCACCACCGUCACCUCCUGUGGUUGUGGUCACGAUUGAGAAGCUGAAGAAGAACGGAGCCGAGGAGUUCUGUGGCGACCAGAUCGCGGAACCCAUGGCCGCGAAGCGCUGGCUCGAGCGUGAUGCCGCCUACGACUGGUGGAAAUGCGCAGGAGCGAACAUCCCGGAGCCGGUGCCGUGGGCGACCUUCGACGAGCUCUUCCGUGAGGAGUAUGUGCCCGAGCACUUCAUGGAGGAGAAGCGUGACGAGUUCAUGAAGUUCACGCAGGGUGAACUUACGCUGCUAGAGUAUCGCCAGAAGUUCGAUGAGCUGGCCGAGUUUGGUCGGGACUUGGUGCCGACAGUGGAGAAGAGGCGUUGGAGUUACCGACGGCCUUACUCAGGAAGGCUGAGUAUGAGCAGUCCCAGACGACGCAUCCUUGACCGCCACCGCCAUCCAGAUCCGGCUCGAGCAGCAAGAGGCCUCCUCACAUACCGAGCAACUCGCACUCGAGCAAGAAGGUUAGGUCCGCACCAGCCCUGUCGUCAGCACCCACUCAGAAAAGUGGGAAGAGCCAGAGUCAGAGCGGAUAUCGGAACUCGAUCUGCAACCUUUGCGGCCGGAGGCACUCUGGCGAGUGCUGGUUCACUCAGGGCCUAUGCCUUGGGUGUGGACAGGCCGGGCAUUACCGCAGGAACUGCCCGACGAACCCUGGCGAGGUGUUCCCGACAGUGCCCGCAGCUGCAACCUCAGCUCCAGCCGCCCAGCCCGCACCGAGUCAUAAGUUCCACAUUGUCAUAUCUGUGUACAUCUAUGCCUGUAUCGUCUAAUAUUCCGAGAGAGAACCUGGAAAAUCCGGUGAUUGUGUCCAAUCCGUUGGGACACAGUCUAUGUCUCAAAUAUAUCUAUCCUGACUGUCCGCUAGUUGUGCAAGGGAAGAGCUUCCCUGCAAAUCUGAUAGAGCUCCCACAUCGAGAAUUCGAUGUUAUCCUCGGCAUGGAUUGGCUUACAGCCAAUCAAGCCGUUGUUGAUUGUGGCGCACAUACGGUACAGCUGAAAGCCGAAGAUGGUAAUGACGUUCUGAUCCGUGGCGAGCUUUUCCUGAAGGCUCCUGAAUUUAUCUCAUAUAUGCAAGCUCGCCGCCUCAUACGCAAGAAAUGCGAGGCCUUUCUUUGCACCGUCCGCGACACGCAGCUAGAGACACCUGGACGGGAGGAAAUCCCUACGGUGUGCGAGUUUCCAGACGUAUUUCCAGACGAGCUGCCCGGACUACCACCCCCGAGGGAGGUAGAGUUCUCCACGACUUGGUUUCGGAGCAGCGACAAUUUCUACAGGCAGACUUGUGAGCUCGCCUCUCGGGGCGAGAAACCCGACUUCUCUGUCCGUGAGGAUGGUGUCUUGUUGUAUCGGGCACGUGUGGUAGUGCCAGUGGGGGAGGUAGGCAAGAGAACCAUGGAGCCUGACCCGGAUGACUGGGUGAUAGGAGCUGCGGAUGAACGACAGUGCGGGCCAGAUGAAUUACUUAUUUGAUUUAUGAAAACGUUUUGGGCAUGAACCCACCUUUUGUCGCAUUUACGUUAUUUAUGACCUAACAAUUUUACUUACAUUUACUUCCGCUAUAAACUUCUUUUAAGUGAAUCCAUCCUCAUCAUUUAAUAAAGCAUGUCAAGGGUU